CGAAUACUCUCUACGCCAGAGAGCUUGUCCGUAUGUUCUUGCAGCCAAGUGAGCUGUGCAUGGUGUUCCCAGACCCAUCCGAAGCUCGCAUCGCGUUCGAGGAGUAUGGCAGUCAGGUCCCGUUCUCUCUCUCCAGCCUCAGCAAACCGAAGCAGCAAGAGGAUCGAGUGAACAAGUACCUUGUGAUGCAUCCUGUGUUCGACGUGCGCGAGUACAUCCAGAUGGACGAGCUGUACAUGAGUGAAGUUGCCCCCAAAGACGCUGCAAUGAUCAUCUUCAACGGCGACCUCUUCAAGAUGCGCAGUGGAGGAAUCGGGGGAUACUACCCUGACUUCUUUUUUCCCAAGCUUGCUCAAGUGAGGAGGCGAUUCAUGCCGAUGGUUGAGACUGCUUACUACCUGAGAGUCUUCCGUGGGCCGCCGGUAGGAGCUCUGUACCGCGAGUAUCCCGGGCCAUGGCAGAUCCUCCGAGCCGUCAAUGGGGGCAGGUUUGAGGUGCUAUGGGAGCAGCAGCAGCAAGAGCCUCCCAAGCAAGAGUUUGUCCUCCGCGUGCUCCAGUCCGCGGGCCCCCCGCCUGUGAUGACUAAGCCGAGCGAGGAGGAGAAUCUGCCGGAGGGAUGGAAGUCAGCAGUGGAUCAGGAGACGGGCAAGGUGUACUACUACAACGCUAACACAGGAGAGUCUACGUGGGAGCCACCUGCUGUCUAGUAAAGUUGUCUUCUCUG
Guillardia theta CCMP2712 is the source of this 724-nucleotide messenger RNA. RefSeq lists its product as hypothetical. The coding region runs from base 60 to 707 and encodes 215 amino acids. The transcript is spliced from 5 exons. Gene Ontology annotation, molecular function: protein binding. The record is from RefSeq and is a predicted model, not a curated record. Lineage: Eukaryota; Cryptophyceae; Pyrenomonadales; Geminigeraceae.